Phialemonium atrogriseum is the source of this 2684-nucleotide messenger RNA. RefSeq names its product putative heterokaryon incompatibility protein. Gene Ontology annotation, biological process: meiotic cell cycle; positive regulation of transcription by RNA polymerase II. Gene Ontology annotation, cellular component: nuclear chromosome. The record is from RefSeq and is a predicted model, not a curated record. Gene Ontology annotation, molecular function: DNA binding; DNA-binding transcription factor activity. Lineage: Eukaryota; Fungi; Ascomycota; Sordariomycetes; Cephalothecales; Cephalothecaceae. The transcript is spliced from 3 exons. The coding region runs from base 322 to 2370 and encodes 682 amino acids.
GCCCCAUCUACCUUGACACCCCAGGAAACAGUGCCGAGGCGCUUUCAUAAAACACGCCCCCCUUCAACAACCCACCGCAUCGUUUUAUACAAGUACGCUUCGCGCUGCAACCUUGGCUGGCCAGCCUUCACCCACUCUGUUCGAGCCUCCUCUUGGUUUCAACCAUCAAACUGCAGAGCCGACAACCUGCGCCCAUUCUGUUUCAGUGUCAGCAGCCGUCGCCGACAUUGACGAGUCGAUAGCUUUUGUGUCUGGGGGCAUAUUGGGUUUCCGCCACUGGUUCCUUGGGCUUGUUUUGGGGGGAGAGAGAGAUAUGCGUCCAUGUCAACCACGGCCACAUACGCGGUGACCAUGGCAGACUUGAAGACUGAAUCGCAACAUGGCAGUCUUUGGUCCAACUAUGGCAGCCCGGUACAGAUGUCUGGCCGCUUUAACCACCUGGACUCGGCCGUGUCGAACUCGUCGUCGGCAUCGCCACAUCUCGGGCGACCCCGGAGUAGUAAUCCCAGCAGCAUGGACUAUCCGCCAUACCACUACGGCCGCCACUCCCAGGACGAUGCGGAUGGCUACGAUAGACAUCAGCAUCCACCUCUGCAGGCCCACCACAGCUACCCGAACCUGAAGAGGCCGUAUUCGCAUACGGAACAGCCCCCGUUCACCGAGAUUGUCCAGGACCUGCGAGAGGAUGCCUCCAAGCUCACCGUCAACAAUGACCACAAGCUCCUGUCCUUCCGGAGAUCGCAGGACAAGCACACCAUAGUCGACCAGCACGGCCGAAUCCAGCAACUCGAGCUGUCCGCCCAGCUCCACGGGAUGUUCUUUCUUUCCGAAAUGCCCUCGAGCGCUAGCGACGGGUCCAUUCUGCAACCCGAACUGACGUGUUACCGGCGGAAUCUCUUCCAGAUCAGCGGGUCCCUGAUCACUCCCCGGAGCCCACUCUCAGUUAUCACCGAGACGGGGGAGACGGUACCGGUCAGCACCACCGAAGUGACCAUCUCUGCCGUCGAGUCUGUCGACGGCCAUCCGGUGCGCCUGAUCGUCAUCCCUUGGAAGACGCCGCCGCCGAACUCUCCCGAUGUCAGCCAAGCGCCUGACCAGGAGCCACCGUCGCUCCCUCUCAUCCCCUUCCAGAACGACGGCUCUGAAUCCGAGGGCGAAUAUGCCGUCUAUCCGAUCGGCUGGCGGCGGCUGCAGUUUCGGAUCGCGACGGCGAACAACGGGAGGCGAAAAGAGCUCCAGCAACACUUUGUGUUGCACCUCAAGGUCGUCGGCACUCUAACAAACGGUUCCAAGGUCACCCUCACAGAGAGCACCACCGCCCCGAUCGUUGUCCGGGGACGGAGUCCUCGAAAUUUCCAGGCGAGGAAAGAAAUCCCAUUAUUGGGAUCUAGCGCCGGCUCGAGGGGCCAGGCUCUCGUCGAGACGGGACUCGGAAUCGUUGCAGGGCCACUGUCGGCGAAAGCCCAGGAUCCGAAGGCGAGGCCGAUGAAUCUCGAACUGCCACGAACUGCGUUCACUUUCAGCGCACCGAAAAUCCCCCAGAGCCCAAUGUCGAUGCGAUCGAACUCGUACCCCACGAACUGGAACCAUUCCAGCCAGGUGUCUAUGGCACAUAUUCCGGCCUCAGGGCCUGCUUACCCAGCAGCAACACUGGCAGCAGAGUCUUACCAGAAGAUGCCCCUGUCAGGGACACAGAACUUCACGGCAGAGCCGCAAGAGAUGCCGCUCCAGACAUCGGUGCCGUCAGUCCAGCUGUCUCUUGCAGCCCAGGACCAGCAACAACCCCCCAUACGCACUCAAUACGCCACGUACGCGCAGAGCACAUCAGCCCCGGCACAAAUACCCCUCUCCGCCACUGCAGACAGCUCGCUGAGCGUCCCGCGAUACAUGGAUGACGGCCCCCGGCCCUCGAAGAGCCCCCGCCAUGCGAGCCACCAGUCGGUGCACAGCACCAGUUCGCUCACGAACGACUCGCCCUCGAACGAGUACCGGUACGGCCCUCCAACAUACGUUGGCGUCAACAACAACUCGGCCGAGAUGAGCCACCAAAGCCAGCAGCCGCCCACAUACGGGACAACGGCGCAGGACAACGGCUCGGCGCCUCCUUCAGCCACUCCGACGGCGGCCCCCCCGCCGAGAGACUAUUUCCCGCCGUCACAAUCCUGGACGACGACGGCUGGAGAGCCCACGGCGUCGAGUGUGUCGUAUACGAACGGGGACCAUCGCCCCUACGCAUUCCCCGACCAUUACAAGACGGGACACGGCGGCUCAAAGCCAGACGCGCAGCACCACCCGCCGCCGCCGCCACACUCUGCACCGGGGGUCUAUCAGGGCCAGGCCAUGAACCAUUACUCAUGGAACGCGACAUGAGCAAACGAAGCCAGAUUCACAGCUCCCGCCCCCCCCUCUUGAUCUGUUCCAUCGAGAAACCCAGACCCCUCGUUGCGGGGGCGAUGCCUGCUUCUCUCUCCAUUGGCGCUUGACCGAGGGGAAGUUCUGAGAGAGCGCAACCAUGGAGCAGCGCCAAACUGUACCAUAGUCUACUUCUCUCUUUUUGCGCGGCUCUUCGGCAUCCAUAACGCCCCCCGAAUCCUUUUCCCCCCGCCCGCAAGUUCCGGGUUGGACGAUUUCGACUUCGAUUCACUACGAUGGGGAGAAGAACACACCUGUUUUUUCUCUCUCUC